This is a messenger RNA of Theobroma cacao (cacao), 3389 nucleotides long. The record is from RefSeq and is a predicted model, not a curated record. Lineage: Eukaryota; Viridiplantae; Streptophyta; Magnoliopsida; Malvales; Malvaceae.
AACCAGACUCUCCCUCUUUUCUUUCUCUUUCUUCAGAGCUUUUCUUUAUCACACUCCGGCUGCGCCUUUGAGCUUCGGGAUUUUUGAGCAAGUAAAAAGCUAAAGGGUUUUUUUACUGUCCAAUGCGCCGCCGACACGUGGGGCUUCUUCCCCGAGGCGUUCGCGUUUUCCGUUGCUGACCGCCGUUUCGUUCUUCAUUCCCUGUACUCAGACCGUGGUCUGCAUCAAUGUGAAUGGAGUUAAAAAUGUGCAGCUGAAAAGGAUCUGGAGUGCUUAAGACCUAUCCAGUGUAUGGAAUGCCAUUUAGAGCUCAAAAGGGAUUCAAGAGUUUAACUGUCCUUUGGAACUUCUGUAAAGAUCAUGUUGCCCCCAGCAAGCCAGAAAGCGAAUCUGCAAGGCAGGUAUGAACUUGAAAAGACUAAAUUGUCAUAUGCUGAUCUUCAUCAAGAAAUUACAAAAGGUGGAAAAGAUUUCUCACCUAAAUCUUCAUGGAAGCAUCAUAGACAACAUGCUGAGAUAAAGGCAAAUGAAGAAGAUGAGCUUGUCAAGUAUAUGUCGAAUUUACCAAGUUUUCUGGAGAAAAGAGCAAACCCUCAAGAAAAAGUUUUAAAUGUUGGGGUCCUUGAGUGGGGGCGUCUUGAAAAAUGGCAGUAUAGCCAUAAACACGUCUUACAUAGAAGUAGUAUCUCUUCGCUGUCUAGCAGCAACACAUCAUCUUCGUUUUCAACAGACGAAUCAUCAGCACAUUCAAGCAGAGGUCGCAGUUGCUCUCCUGCUCGUCAAAGGUUACAACGUCCUUCAUUUCAAUCUCAUCUGAUAUCGGUCCCCGUAGAAGGCAAUUCGCCAUUCAACAAACCUUUUAGGGACAGUCUUGGAAAGUUACAAGAUCUCAAGGCUGCCCAGAGCAACACCUUGAAUGUUCAGGCAAACUUCAUCAGAGAAGAUAAAUCUUUUUGCAAAAAUAAUCCAGAAAUCAAGCUGGAAAAGUGCAGGAGAAGAGAAAUGCACUCAAAGAUUGAUUUAGAAAGUGGAAUUGUUGCAAAUGGGGUAAAAGAUAAGGUGGCCUCAUGUGACACGGUGAAAAUGAAGAACCAAGUUGGUGAUUUUAUGAAGAAAGCAGAGAAGUUUCAAGAAGUUAUUCCAAAAGGUGCUAACCAAGAUGUCAUUGACACAAGAAAUACUGUUGUCCUCCUUUUGCCAAGAGAUUUGCCAAAAGUGAAUCAUUCUGGACCUGGCAACCUUUCUGAUUUAACAACAAAGUCUUGUAAAAGAGAAGCAGAACCUAGUCGGAGGAUUGUUCCUCAAACAUCUAAAGAUGCUCACCGUUCAGAGCUCAGUUCCAAUUUCCAUCAUUCAGGUCCUUUGCCUUGUGAACUUGAUGGCAGUAAACAUUUACAGAUUAAAGCCAGGGGCUCCAUAGAGGCAAAUAGUAAUGACCUUUCAUCAGAAAGAUCUCGUUCUGUGCCUCGUGCAGCAAAGAUAGAAAUUAAUUAUUCCAGAAGCAGAAAUCUAGAGGAGAAAAAGCGAAAUGCAACUCCAACUAGGUAUGCUGCAAAUGAGGCUUGCAAAGGAUCAGAUCCAAAGGUAGGCAAGGUCGCAACUGAAAAAGUUAGAAGCACUUCUCCUUUUCGUCGUUUUAGCUUCAGCAUGGGUAAGACAAGCAAAAGUUCUGGCUCCAAAGAGGGUUCUUCUAUACCUCACGUGAGCUCAACAUGUACUUCAGGCAAAACUGAUUCAGAGAUUUCUGUUGCUUCUGGUGUUGAUACUACUUGUGGUGAUAAACUCAAUGCUAAAAGCAGAGCCAGGUCCAGCCCUUUGAGAAGACUAUUGGACCCACUUCUGAAGCCGAAGGCAGUUAACUGUCGUAAUUUUACCAACCAAUUACAGGACUCAAUAUUAACAGAAAGUGCCUUUAAAUCAUCAGAAGGGCAAAGACAUACAACUGUGACUGUGCAGUCAGCCAAAGUGAAAUCAGAUACAAGCACCUGUUGCACGGUCAAUGUAAAUGAUUCAUCAGAGAACAAGAAAUAUGGAUCUUCAGCAGUUCAAGCUCUUCUUAGAGUUCAAGUCAAGAAUGGGUUGCCUUUGUUCACAUUUGCUGUUGAUAAUGAGAGUAAUAUUCUUGCAGCUACAGUGAAGAUGUUAAGUGCUUCAGGGAAGGGUGAUUAUGGAUGCAUUUACACAUUUUUUUCCAUUCAAGAAGUCAGGAAAAAGAAUGGAAGGUGGAUAAACCAAGGAGGGAAGGGCAAAGGUCAGGAUUACAUUCCUAAUGUUGUUGCCCAGAUGAAGGUUUCUGGUUCCAAGUUUUCUCAUUUGUCCGGGCCAAACCACUUGGAUCAGUUUAGCAUUAGAGAAUUUGUUCUUCUUACCCUGGAUGUAGGACAGGCAAAUCCACAAGCAUCUGACUUCCAGCCUAAUGAUGAGCAGGCAGCUAUUGUUGUCAAAAUCCCAAAAAGGAACAGAAGAAGCCCAAUCAGAGAUGGGUUUCUGAUCGAUAAGCGUAAUAGCUUGCCUGAGGCUGCAUUGAAAGAGCGUUUGCCAGAGGUAAAACUUGACUUUGAUUCUGGGAAAAAAGGUCCUUUUAUGGGUGCUCAAGACAUUAGUGCUACAGUCAUACUUCCUAGUGGUGUACAUAGCCUGCCAAAUAAAGGUGAGCCUUCAUCACUGAUCCAACGAUGGAAAUCAGGUGGAGCAUGUGACUGUGGUGGUUGGGAUUUGGGUUGCAAACUCAGGAUUCUUUUGAACAGGAGUCAAUUAAGCCAGCGAUCUAGUUCGUUGAAAGGUUCCUCAAUUUCUAAUCAAUUUGAACUUUUCUUUCAGGGGGGAGUACAAGACGACAAGCCUUUCUUCAGUUUGGCCCCUUUCAAGGAUGGGAUCUAUUCAGUUGAGUUCAAUUCAUCGCUUUCGCUUAUGCAAGCAUUUUCGAUUUGUAUAGCAAUUUGGGAUAGUAGGAAACACUGUGAGCUUUCAGAAUCAGUUACCUCUUCUGAAGAAAGAACUUUGGGGGAAACCAUAUUAAAUGACAGAAUAAGUGCACCUAAUCCUGUUGAAGGAGAGGCCCCUGCUAGAUAUGUCUCAUAUCCACCCCUUUCGCCAGUUGGAAGGGUCUAAUCUCACACGGCAAAUGAUCAUGUAAUUAAGUGAUAAAGAUACAUAUAUUUCUGGUUUGUUGGAUGGGCAAUGCUCAGUGAGAUAUCCAUCACCGGUAAGGGUCGCCCGAUGAAAAAUAAGAUCUAAUGAACGAGGCUUGUUUGUAAUAUCAGGGACAGGUUCCCUCGAGCUUUGGAUCAUUGUAUUUUGAUAUUUACUUUCGACAACAGAAGCAAUAUCGGCUGUAGUAUGAGCAAAAUGUUUUCAGCAAUGUAAGUGUGCAUAUAAUCAAUGGAUGA